Molecule: messenger RNA, 1005 nt
Organism: Aspergillus brunneoviolaceus CBS 621.78
Lineage: Eukaryota; Fungi; Ascomycota; Eurotiomycetes; Eurotiales; Aspergillaceae
Product: phytanoyl-CoA dioxygenase family protein
Exons: 3
Coding region: 1-1005 (334 amino acids)
Source: RefSeq, a predicted model, not a curated record
AUGGCCUGUACUGAACAUCCUAGCUCAAACUCUGUUGACCCUCACUCCUAUGCGGCGAUAGAGCUGCCACAAGGUUUGGCGCAGAACGGUGGUCGCAUUGACGUUGACAAUCUUGGUUUGCUGCGACCCUCUGCACCUUGGCUUCCAUUGGACGAACUGCGCCGUCGAUUCGAAGAGGAUGGAUACCUCUUUGUAAAAGGACUUUUACCCCGUGAGGAUGUUCUAGACGCUAGGGAGAACUACUUCAAAGCCUACGCCAACACAUCUCUUCUGCAAGCGGGGUCUUCCCCGCGGGAUGGUAUCUUCAACAGCUCGUCUCACCCCGAUCUACACAAGGGUAUUGGUGGUCAAGGCCUGCCAGCUGAUCCUGUCGAGGCUAAAAUUCUUAUUGACGCCCACUCCGACUCCAAGUACCGUGCCUUUGUCGAGCAUCCCGCUUUGACGCAAUUCAUCCGGCUAUUGAUGGGCUGGAAACAUCAUGUCCUGUUGGACCGAACAAUGCUGCGUCAUAAUGUUCCUUUUGGGAUGGGUACUGGCAUUCACUAUGAUAAGCUUUUUCUGCGCGGAGGCGAUGGAUACUGCCUCACUGCGUGGGUCCCAUUUGGCGAUAUCUCAAUCAAUGGUGGAGGGUUGUGCUAUCUGGAGAAAUCUGUAGCUCUGGGAAAUGAGAUUGAGGAGGAUUUUACCACUCGCGCUGCUGGGUUCACGACCGAGCAGCGCCUUUCCGCCUAUAACGUCAACAUGAUGGCUGGUGGAAUGCUGGCGAAGUCGCCCGACGAGUUCGUGUUAGUUCAUCCGACCUCCAGGUCUCAGAAGUGGCUGGCCACUAGUUAUGAGGCGGGCGACGUGGUGUUCCACCAUCCGUAUACCAUCCAUGCGAGUGGGCGAAACGAGGAUGCGCAGGGGCGCAUUCGGUUGAGUACGGACUUGCGUUUCUAUGAGGAAGGAGAUGCGGAAAUGGAUAAGCGGUGGUUCAAGAUCUGGGAUCCCAAUGAUGGGCUGUAA